Messenger RNA from Acipenser ruthenus (sterlet), 3801 nucleotides. RefSeq names its product coiled-coil domain-containing protein 9-like. The record is from RefSeq and is a predicted model, not a curated record. The coding region runs from base 217 to 2058 and encodes 613 amino acids. The transcript has 12 exons. NCBI's taxonomy places the organism in Eukaryota, Metazoa, Chordata, Actinopteri, Acipenseriformes, Acipenseridae.
CGCUGCAACUUUUGAUACCAAUGCGAUCUCACAAUAUUGCAGGAAGUGAGUACAAGGGUUUGCUCGCAGGAAGUGGACGCGGAGGAGCUUGUGUGUUUCGCUGAAGACUGUUUGAGAUUGCGAUUUGGUCUGACGGAGUUAGCGACACAUACACGCAGCGGGCUUGCAUACUGCGGGAGAGGAAGUACCUGUUUCUUCAGGUUGUCUGUGUCUGCCAUGUCCACGGCCCAGGAUUUGAAGAUGAAGGAGGAGAAAGAUGCGCAGCUGGACAAGAGAAUCGAAGCACUCCGAAAGAAGAACGAGGUUCUGGUCAGGAGAUACCAGGAAAUCGAGGAAGAUAAGAAGCGGGCGGAGAAAGAGGGCAUCGCCGUGACGACGGGACAGAAGCCACGCCCCUCGGAACCCGAGAACGUCAAUCACAAGAGAACGGAGGAAGAGAACUUCGUCAUUACUGUAGACCUGACCAGACCUGCCGGGGAGAAGCGAGUGAUCCACAAUGACAAGAAGCCAGCGAGCGGGCGGGGGGGCGAGGAGGGGCCUCCCCCAGGGCGCAGCCCUCCCAGGAGAGGGGGGGUGUUCGGACGGCUUGGGAGGGGCGGCAGGGGCAGCCCCAGAUCCGACUGGGGGGGAGGGGGAGAGCAGAGACACGACCGAGGAGAGAGUCACGCAGACAGAGAAGCUCUGCACCAGCGCCCAGACAGACAGCCAGCAGAGGGCGCUGUGAGGACGGACAGAACGCCCAGAGGGAGGCGGGGCCGGGAAGGAGGGGAAGGGACCGGUAACCCCGGCAACAGCGCCAGUAACCCUGGCACCCCGGCAACCGACAGGAGGGUCAAGGAGUGGGAAGAGAAGCGGAGACUGAACAUUGAGAAAAUGAACGAGGAGAUGGAGAAGAUCGCAGAGUACGAGAGAGGCAACAGGAGUGACGGGCAGGGAGAGAAGAAUCCGGGCCGGAAUUUCCUGGAUGAUCCUCGGCGUUCCGGGCCCGCUCCCGACGCAGAUCGCAAGGAGAGGAGCCGACGGCACGUCCGAAACUGGGGGGGGGUCGACUUUGAGAGGGUCAAGACUGGGGGGCCCGAGAGGGACAAGGAGUGGCAGGGCCGGCGGUCAGGGGGUCCCAAGGGCCCCGUUGACGUGAUGUCGAUGACGGGUCGGGAACGCUCCGAGUACGAGCGCUGGAAGCAGGAGCGCGAGCAGAUCGACCAGGACAGGCUGUCGCGGCACCGCAACGCCACGGGCCAGUGGAGGAGGGAGUGGGACGCGCAGAAGACCGAGAGCACGUUUAAAGAGACGGCCGCUGCAAUGCAGGAACAAGGAGAGACCGACUGCAGAAGAGACGCCCUUAUACAGGAAGAGGAGAACAAACGCCCACCCAAGCAGCCCACAUUUGGAGAAUUCCUGGGCCAGGGGAAGGGGAGAGAGGCUGGGAAGGGGAGAGGCAGGGGGAGAGACAGGAACUACAGCAUGCACGACAACCGCUGGGAGGAGGAGGUGAAGAAAAGAGAGGCUGAAGGGAAGAGAGAAGCGGGACCUCCCAGGAAUAAAGCACAGCACAGCAAAGAUGAAGCUCAAGAGAAAGUCGGACAGGGAAAGGAGGAGGCGCCGUGCCAGGAGGCAGACGAGGACCAGUGGGAGGAUGCGAGCGAGGAGGAGGAGGGAGAGUCCGAGGAAGAGGAGGAGAAAAAAACACAGCAGAAACGGAACAAGAAGCGACCGUCUCUCCCACCAACUUCCAAACCCCAAACCAGCCCCCCUCGCCUCACCACCCCCCGAACGAGGAGAGAAGGGGGGCGCAGGAGCGGGGGGCAUCCCCCCAAACUACAGCUGCCCCCCAAGCAGACCACCCCGGAGUCCCCGUCCCAGUCUCCCAAACCCUGCAAGCCCCUGAGCCCCUUCUCCCUGGCGGAGGACUACUGUCCCGUCACAGACUGGGGGGAGGAGAUGGAGCUGCAGUCACCCCGCAGCAGUUUAGGAGAGAGCCCCCUGGGGCAGCCCACCCCGGCCAACCCCAAACCCACAUUCCCCAAAAGUGAACCUGGAGCUGGGCAAGAAGCCUGAGGGAGGGGCCAGAAGACGGAGCGAAGCUGACCCUGGAGAGCAGGAGAGGGGCAGGGUUGUUUGGAGUCAAAAGUCCCCCCGGAGUCCCCCCCACCAACUGAGCCAGAGCCCGCUGGAUAGAACCAGGUGGAGUGUGUUAAUGUGCCUUGGAGUUCUGGAAACAGGCGGUGUGUUUGCUAGCCUGCCGGAGAGCUCAGCUUGACCACUCCUUCCUCUCUGCCUCCCAUCCUGCUUGCCUGCCUGCCUGCCUGCCUGGGCUGUAUUAAGAUCUUGCUGUCAUUAACGCGGUUGGGCCUCUCUCACGGUCCUGGGUUUCUGGUUGCACACCGACCCAUCUGACUUGCUCAGAAUCGGAUGCAGACCCCCCCCCCCGGGUUCUUAAAUAAUUCUGUAAACCUUUUUUUUAAAACUGCAUGAUUUGUUUCCUUUAUUUUUAUUUGUUUUUGUCUCUUGAAUGUCAGUGAUUUUUUUUACCUUUAACUUGCUUCAGCUAACUGUGUUGAUGUUACCGUAUGUGACCUAUAAUAUUGUAUAGUGAUCUGUGUGAUGCAAGCUGAUCAUUACUCAACAAUGGAGAGGUCAAGGUGGCUUACCACAAGCGUGCUUACUGGUCGCUCUGACUUUUGAGUGUGCAAAUCAGCUUGUAUCUCGCACACACCACCCUGUACCGUAUAUUGGUAAAUAAGACAAAUAGUUUAGCUAAUCUUAAAGUGACGUAAUUUCCAUCUGAUUCAAAGACAUUUCAGAGGGCUGGAUCGCAUCAAUAUCAGGGUCUAGUGCUGUAUAUUAUAAAGACAUUUCAGAGGGCUGGAUCGCAUCAAUAUCAGGGUCUAGUGCUAUAUAUUAUAAAGACAUUUCAGAGGGCUGGAUCGCAUCAAUAUCAGGGUCUAGCGCUAUAUAUUAUAAAGACAUUUCAGAGGGCUGGAUUGCAUCAAUAUCAGGGUCUAGUGAGAUAUAUUAUAAAGACAUUUCAGAGGGGUGGAUCUCAUCAAUAUCAGGGUCUAGUGAGAUAUAUUAUAAAGACAUUUCAGAGGGCUGGAUCGCAUCAAUAUCAGGGUCUAGUGCUAUAUAUUAUAAAGACAUUUCAGAGGGCUGGAUCGCAUCAAUAUCAGGGUCUGCUUUGUAUCUGUAUAGAUGAAAAUGCAAACAAAUGCUUAUUUCUGUCAUUUUAGUUUAACAAUCUUGCAGGUGUCUGGUUGUGGGCAGAGCCUCAUUCUGAUUUUCUGGGGCUCAUGUUAACAAAGUUAUUUGGAAACAGCUCUACACCGGGCUGGUAGAUUUAUACCACACAGUCUGGUACCUGCAAAGCACUGUGUUGAUAACCAGGGAUGGAAAUAAGACUCCUAUUGCACAGCAGUGUGAUCCAUUCCAGGUUUUACUACCAGCUUGAUCAGCCCCAGUGUGUCUAGCUAACAAGCGCAGGUGUGUCUUAUUAUUAAACUCCAACUGAAACCAGGAAUGGAUCACACUGCUACGCAACAGGAGUCUGAUUCCCAUCCCGGGAAAUAUCGUUUGAGGUGAAAAAGUACAUUUAUAAUUGCCUGUAAUCAAUUGUCUGUACUGAGUACAGGAUAAUCAUGAACAAAUAAUGUGAAAUGAACUGGUGCCAAGACAAACAUUAUUUUUUUUAUGUAUUUCAGUCAAAUUUUAAUAUACUGUACGUUUUUGAAUGAGCUGAAAUGAUCCAUGUUGUAACAGCAUCAGCUAUUAAAUGAGUUAAAUAAACACUUCUGUGCGUCAGAA